Chelonus insularis is the source of this 2920-nucleotide messenger RNA. RefSeq names its product E2F transcription factor 1 (gene E2f1). The transcript is spliced from 9 exons. NCBI's taxonomy places the organism in Eukaryota, Metazoa, Arthropoda, Insecta, Hymenoptera, Braconidae. Gene Ontology annotation, molecular function: DNA-binding transcription factor activity, RNA polymerase II-specific; RNA polymerase II cis-regulatory region sequence-specific DNA binding; protein dimerization activity. The record is from RefSeq and is a predicted model, not a curated record. Gene Ontology annotation, cellular component: RNA polymerase II transcription regulator complex. The coding region runs from base 1023 to 2378 and encodes 451 amino acids. Gene Ontology annotation, biological process: regulation of transcription by RNA polymerase II.
UCGACCGUAGUGUCUGCCAAGUAAAUGGAAAGAGGUGAUGGUUGGAGCGUCAGCUAUCCAUUCGUCAUCAUAUUAGUAUAAUUAUGCGGAUCUAACAAUAAUAUAACGAAUCAAAAUUAUUCGUACUUCAAGCACAUUUCAAUUUAAAGUGAUAAAGAUUUCUAAAUCAGUGAAAAUAACUUUCAACGCGAUUAGUUGAUCUUGUACGUGGCGUCAGUAAAUGAAAAUUUGUCCAUGAUUUGUUUGUCCUGAAAAAUUCAUAAAUAAAGCACAAAAUAUAGUUAAUGUGAAAUAAAAUAAUUAAUUAGUAAACUGGAUACAAUAUGAAAAAUAUAGACUGUAAAGGGUUGUACUUGACAAAAUAGUGACUUUGUAAAGAAUUACGUUGGUAACUAACAUUGCGGGAAAUAUAAGCAGACAUUUUGGCGCGCGUUUUCUAGUUACUUAAUAGCCGGCAGAUGGCAACUACCGGUAUAUGUAUACAUCCAUGAACUAACAUUGUCACAUAUCGUACUAAUACUGAUGCAUAAAUACGAAGUAGUAGCUAUCUGGUCUGUGUGCUUGAAACAGUGCUAGCGCGCUAGCUGUCCACUAUUACCAUCUACACCAAUCAAUCACACGAGCCGGCCUCGUGUCCACUGAUCUCAACAAAAUCUGACUAUUUCCACGAAAAUAAUGGACACGAGUUCGUGUUUGUCACAAUGACCAUCCGCAACAAAUUUUAACGAUAUAGAAAUUGCCAGUGGGGCUUUAAAUUGAUAAAAUCGUUAUUGUGGAUGGUGCGUUGUCGGCGUUAUACGACGAAAAGAGGAGGUAGUUGUGUGUUUCCGUCGACACAGAAAAUGGACACCAUUGGAGCACGAUAGGAGUUGCUUUCUGUAAGAGGGAGACGUUUCCUUGGAUGGCAAUGGCUCACAUUACGAAAGUAUAACACGCUGUCGUACCAGGCGACAUACCCCCGGAAGAGUGUGGACUAACAUCUCAAAAUAUAACACAUUCUCUAAACCAAGUCUCGAUUCAAGAUGCCACGUGUAAGAAGACAAGUAAUCCUGGAAGAUCCUUCCAGGCCAGUCACACCUGAUAUGACACAAACAAAAUUAAUAAAAUCAGAAUUCCUUGAUGGAAAUUCAUUGGAUGAACUUGAAACACAGAAAGUUGCUGAGGAAACUCCUAGUCCUCAUUUACAAGAUCAUCAAUAUGGGCAAACACCUUGCUAUCAAGUAACAAGAAAACCUGCCCAACCAUUACCUAGACCAGAACAAAUAUCAGUUCAGGCUGUAAAAAGAAGACUUAAUUUGGAAGUAGCAUCAACUGCAAAUAAUCAAUCGGCUUUUAAAGCACCAAGAGUUAAACGACGAAGAUCAGGCUCUAAUUCAUUUUCUAAUCAUACUCCUACAAAAAGUAAAAAUUUAGAAAGAACGAGAUAUGAUACUUCAUUAAGUUUAUUAACAAAAAAAUUUAUAAAUUUAGUAGAAAGCAGUAAAGAUGGUGUAGUAGAUUUAAAUGUUGCUUCUGAAAAACUAGGAGUACAAAAACGAAGGAUAUAUGAUAUCACAAAUGUCUUAGAAGGAAUAGGCAUACUAGAGAAAAAAAGUAAAAAUAAUAUACAAUGGAAAGGUGGUGAACUACCAGGCGAGAGAAAUAAUAUUUUAGAAUUAAGACGAGAAUUAGCUGAUUUGGAAGCAAAAGAAAAUGCUUUAGAUAGUUUAAUCCUUGAUGCAGAAGAAAGCUUGAGAGAAUUGUGCUCCGAUGAUAGACGAUACGCUUAUGUUACUUACCACGACUUACGUUCAGUUGCAGCGUAUCGAGACCAAGCCAUUAUGGCAGUUAAAGCACCUCCAGAAGCCACUCUUCAUGUACCACAACCUGUAAAUUACUGUGGACAACCUAAGCUACAAAUCCAUAUGCGAUCAACACAUGGUGAAAUUGAAGUAUUUCUAUGUCCUGAUGAUUCUACGGCAAAAACUUCAAGUCCUUCAUUAAUACCUUCGCAUCAUUCGAUAUCACCUAUAAAAUGUAACGAUUUACCUCGAUUACCUUCAGAACUACUAGUGAAUCACGAGCAAACAAAUCUUACAUCAACUAACGCCAAGUCCGAGUAUUUCUCUGCAAAAAGUGGUACAAAUGUUUCCAAUACAAAGUCAUUGACAACCUUACCAGGAUUAAGAGAUGCACUUUUAAGUGAAUCUGAUGAUUUUGAACCAAUGGGAGGUGGCAGGUUCCAACUGCAGACUGAAGAUCAAAAUACAACAGAUAUGAAUAUUCUCGACUUUGGUGAAUCCUUACUGUCUUUGGAACCACCGCUCUCAGAGAGUGACUAUUCGUUUUCUUUGGCCUCAGGUGAAGGUCUCUCAGAUCUCUUCGAUUUUCCUUUCUGAAUGAUUUCCUCAAAAAGAUCAUAGAAUCUUGAGAAAAUCAAUCGUGUAUCUUUUUAUCGUAAAUCUGAGUUCGUUUCCCUACUUCAUUAACAAAUGACUGAUAUGAAUUCAGCUGUAGGAAAUAAAAACAUAGUCGAGAUGAAAAUUUAAAAAGAAAAUUAAAAACCAGUGGAUGCUAACAAUCGAAACGGUCGAUCUCGCUUUCGACUUUCAAAAUGUCAUCAGUUGUAUGAUGAUUAUUCAAUAAUGAAUUUAAAUUAUUUGUUAAGUUUAUUAUAAUUUUUACAAAUUAGGCAAUGAAAAUGAGAAUGCACAGAAAAACAUAUCACAUAUAUGUGAAUUGAUGCACUUAAAAAAUUUUCUAUUUAUAAUGUGGUAAAGUUAUUAAACUUUUCCGUGCAAUGUAUCAAAGUAUGUAACAUAAUAAUGAAGAAAUAUAAGUAUGUAAUGAGAAAAUUAAUUAAUGUUAAAAAAAAGCACCCUUUGAUUGUAUAUUUAUAUUACAUAAUUAUGAUUCAUUGUAAAUUAUUUUCAUCAUUAAA